Messenger RNA from Carassius gibelio (silver crucian carp), 1601 nucleotides. Its product is annotated as transmembrane protein 74-like. The transcript is spliced from 2 exons. Lineage: Eukaryota; Metazoa; Chordata; Actinopteri; Cypriniformes; Cyprinidae. Bases 139 to 981 code for a protein of 280 amino acids. The record is from RefSeq and is a predicted model, not a curated record.
CUCAGAUCAUCUUUAAAACGUAGCGUGGGAGGGAGAACGGCGGACAGCAGCAGCCGGGAGGCCAAAAUGUUCAUCAAACGAGAAGUGUGGAUGGCUUGAUGCAGCAAGAAACCAACGUGAUCUGUGGGAGUGGAUCUGAUGGCCUCGGUGGAGUUACUCUACAUAGAUAAUAGAGGGGGAAGACCUGAUCCUCCCAGAGUACUGGAUUGGUCUUCAAGCCCACUUCAUGUUCACAGGCUAAGCAGUUCAGUGCAAGAAGCUUCUCCCACUCUGAAGGCGCCUGCCUGUGAGGGACAGUGUAAUUCAGCACCAAGGACGGCUCCCAUCAGAGGACAGCAUGGCCAGCACCGGCAUCAGCCCCUAGAGAAGGUCAGGGUGUGUUGUGACGAGGAGCUGGAGACCUCGUUCGCAUACAUCGAUGAAAAUGUCAAUCUCAGGUUGGCCACACCAGACACAAGUGAGAAAAGUGCUCACCGUGCGACUGUGCUCCAUGAUUCCUCAAGCGAAAUCCGUCCCGAGGGCCUCCAGGAGUUGUCACUGAUGUCUGACGUCGACCUCAGCUCAGAGAGUUCUGGGAAAUCCGUGGAUUACGGAUUCAUCAGUGCAGUCACAUUCCUCAUCACGGGGAUCUCGCUUGUGAUCAUAUCGUACACGGUCCCUCGUGACGUCAGGGUGAAGAACGACAACGUCUCUGCACGUGAAAUGGAAAGACUCGAGAACGAGAGCGCCAGGAUAGGUGCGCACCUUGACAAGUGUGUUAUUGCUGGCCUUUGCUUUCUCACCUUAGGCGGAGUGGUGCUAUCCACUUUGCUAAUGAUUUCAAUGUGGAAGGGUGAGAUGUACAGGAGGAAAGCCUUUGCUUAUUCAAAGCACUCUGCAAAGCUCUAUGGUUCGAUUAAUUUAAGAACAAGAUCGAGUCCCAGCUGCUCAUCGCCACCGCGUAGUUUGGUCGAGGAGGAGAAUGGCAAUGCCAUUAGUUGACUGUUUUUUUAUAUUAAUUUCUAGGGGACUGACAUCAUGACAUUACCAUUUCCAGCAUGGCCAAAAGAGCUUGUUUUUCAACCUUGUAUCAGUGACAAUUGCUUAAUGAUGCCGAAAAAACAUAAUUUCAGAAAACAGAUUUCUCAGGCUUCAGAAAUACACAGCAUGAUAUCAUGUAUUAAUCAUAAAGCAAUAUGCUUUUUGAAGAAGCACGUUAGAAACUUAAGGUUGUGUGUCAAGAAGUUAAAUGAAGUUGCUCGUAGUAUUCAAACCCUACUUUCCAAGCUGACAAUGAGAGAUCUGAAAGAAAUGAGUCCUGUUGUACAGAAACCUGCUGCUAAGACUGACAAUCCUACUGCCUCUUUCUUACUCUUUCAGAAAACUGAAAUCAAAUGUUUCCACUUCAGCCAUUUCAUCAUGGUAUGUAGAGUGAUUGAGGGCUAUAGAUUCUGGUUUAGAGCACUUCAGUUCCUCAGAAAGCAUUGAGAAAUCACUGAGAAAAUGCCCGCGUAUAAUUGUGGUGUUUUUGCCAUUAGGCCAUCUAUCACUCGCACCCCCACCCCCCACCAAGUGCUAAAAUCUUUAAUAAAUAUUUAAUGGAGGAAGCUGCCACACAAUGA